AUGGCUGAUAUACUUACUCCUAAUGAUAUAAAUUAGAUCCCAAAGGUUUAACUACAAGACCAAAUGGCAUCUCAGAACUAAGCACCUGCUGUACCAUAAGCAUAACAAAACAAUCCCAUUUUUGUAUAUCCUCCUCAAAUGUAAUCACAAAAUCAAGUGUUUUAUGCUAAAAAUCAAGUCCAACCUAUCUAGUACCCACAAUUAUAACAACCUCAGCUAUAUCUUUAAUAACCUUUAUUACCAAAUUAAUAAUAACAAUUACUUUAACCCUAGACAACCUAAAAACAGGAUCCUUUGAAGCACUAGAAGCUAAGCAACGCUGGCUAUAUGGAGAGAAGACAUUUUAACAUGUCAGUCUUAAAAUAUUUCUUGUUCUUUCAAGCCUUUGCUCUCCUUUUGUGUUUAUGUUCUUAUAGGAACGGCUUCGUAAAGCUUUCAUACAACUUGAAUGGGUAUUUCAAAUUACCCUUCUACAUUUUUGUUUCUGUAAUGAGCUUGUCCUUAUUGUAUUCAUACACAGCCCACAAAAGGUUAAGGGAUAAACAACUUAGAUUAAUUUUGGUCGUGGCUUAUACGUUGUCCUAUGGAUUUUUCUUUUAAGCUAUUUACUCCUCUACUUAUUAUUACGAUAAUUCCAAUUACUAUGGAAGUCAUCUGAGAACCUUCAGUGGUGAUAAUGAGAUUGUAAUUAUCAUACUGUGCUUCAUCAAUCUUGAAACUUAUUCCUUAUUUUCCUAUUGCAUGUAGGAAGUUGAACAACUAAGCAUAAAAAAGUCAUUCUGGUACAUAGUUUUACCAAAUGUCACUUUCGGAGGUAUUCUGUUCUCUCUUUAUUACAACUACGACAUAUUAUGUAUAAUGACAGUAGUGAGUUGCUGUUAUGGAUUUUAUCUCUAAUUUACACUAAAGAGAAUGAUCGAAUCUAAGAAAUUUAAAUUAAGAUCAGAUGAUGGUCAAUUUGCUGCAGUUUUGUUUAGCUUCCUAUUAUUGGUUCCAUUCUUUGAUUUGAAAUCCUUGAGCAAUAAAUAACAAGUGAAGAAACCCCAAAGUCAAAAUUCUGAAUAGAAAAAUGUACAAUGA
Molecule: messenger RNA, 1080 nt
Organism: Paramecium tetraurelia
Lineage: Eukaryota; Ciliophora; Oligohymenophorea; Peniculida; Parameciidae
Exons: 3
Source: RefSeq, a predicted model, not a curated record